AUGGAAGAUAUAUUAGAUAACAUCGAUAUAAAGAAUUCUUUACAGAAACAAAUAAAUGAAGUUAUGGAUGAAAAUGAAAAACAAUAUAAUGAGAUAAAAGCAUACAUAGAAAAUGAAAAAAAGCAAAUAGAAAUUAUGAAGAAUAAAACUAAAGAAAAAAAGAUAUCAAUAAAUCGAUUAAAUCAUGAGAUUGAGGCUAACACUGUAUUGGUCACAGAAUUGAAGGAAAGUGUGAUGGAGGAGGAAAAAAAAUUAGAGGAAUAUCCCAAAUUAAUUUCUGAGAUUAAUAAUAAAUUAAAUUUAAUUUUAAAAAAUUUUGAUUCGUCCAAAUUGGAAUAUAAUACAGUUAAAUUACAUAAGGAUUAUAUUCAAGGAGAAUGGAAGAAAAAACUAGAAACCUUGUAUAAGCUUUUAGGGUUUGAAAUAAUAUUAGAAGAUGAUAAAAUAGUUAUAGAGUUUUCAAAUAUUCAAGAUUCUGAACCACAAAAGAAAUAUCGAGCAACUCUUGUUUUGAAAAAUGGGAUAUAUGAAGUAAUUGAAACGAACCCACGUAUUAAUAAAUUUGAAGAUUUUGUCGACAGUUUAAAUAAAGGAUUACCCUUCACUACUUUUUGUUGUCUACUAAGACGAUCAUUUAAAGAAUUAAAAUAA
This is a messenger RNA of Plasmodium reichenowi, 651 nucleotides long. RefSeq lists its product as hypothetical. The transcript is spliced from 7 exons. The record is from RefSeq and is a predicted model, not a curated record. Bases 1 to 651 code for a protein of 216 amino acids. Lineage: Eukaryota; Apicomplexa; Aconoidasida; Haemosporida; Plasmodiidae. Gene Ontology annotation, biological process: chromosome segregation. Gene Ontology annotation, cellular component: Ndc80 complex.